This is a messenger RNA of Sesamum indicum (sesame), 888 nucleotides long. RefSeq names its product calcium-binding protein KRP1. Gene Ontology annotation, molecular function: calcium ion binding. NCBI's taxonomy places the organism in Eukaryota, Viridiplantae, Streptophyta, Magnoliopsida, Lamiales, Pedaliaceae. The record is from RefSeq and is a predicted model, not a curated record.
UUCAGACGCAACUUCUUGUGCAUUAAAAACCAAGACAUCCGCCCAAGCAAAAAGCCAUCUGACCUUUUCUUCUCUCUCUCUCUGUCUUACUGUCCCUUAGCUGUCAAGAAAUGCGUUCCUUCUUCCCAUGCUCAUUGCUCCCCUCUCCUUCUCAGAAACCCCGUUUUCUGCCCACCUCUAUAUUAGCCUACCCCCCUUGCUCCCUCUAACCAUGUCAAACAAUCAUUCUCUCUCCUUGUUGAAAAACACCAUCUUUAUUAGUAAACAAAAAAUGGCGUCCAAGGAUCAAUGCGGUUUCCAAGAUUACUUGCCCCUGAUGGCGGAGAAGCUGGGCGGUGAUGGUCUGAUUGGGGAACUCUGUAAUGGGUUUCAGCUGUUGAUGGAUUCUGAUAAAGGCGUCAUCACAUUCGAGAGCCUGAAGAAGAACUCUGCUCUGUUGGGGCUACAGGAUUUGUGCGAUGAGGAUCUUUAUGGGAUGCUGAGGGAGGGGGAUUUCGACGGAGAUGGGGCUCUCAACCAGAUGGAAUUUUGUGUGCUGAUGUUCAGGUUGAGCCCGGAGUUGAUGGAGCAGUCUCAGUUUUUGUUAGAGGAGGCUCUUCGACAGGAGGAGGGCUUUCAAGAUUUAUUUUUGUAAUCAUUUUUCCUUUUUGGAAUGAUUUGUAAUCUAAUUGUUUGGUAGGAUGUGCUGCCGAUUCUUGAUUAAUUCCCCGGAGAUGAUAAAUUCAAAUUAUACAGAAAUUGACGGAAGCCAAUGAAUUCGUUUCUUGGACCUUUUGGAUAAGAAUGAUGUGUUAUGCAUAUGUUUUCAUUGACUUAAAUUGGUCAACACACUCCACACCAUUAAUGUGGAAGUUCUAAUAUUCAUUGGGUUUUACUUUCAGUAUUAAA